Molecule: messenger RNA, 472 nt
Organism: Paramecium pentaurelia
Lineage: Eukaryota; Ciliophora; Oligohymenophorea; Peniculida; Parameciidae
Source: the annotation of a GenBank genome assembly
AAUGGUCAGGUUUAAGAAUCGAUACUUUUUAUGUGAAUAUAUUUAAGAGAAUCAAGAGAAAGAAUUUUCAGAGAGAGAUUUAUUAAAUGAGAUUAGAGAUCAAGUAUAAUAUCAUUUUGGAGAUUUUGGGUCUGCAAAAAUUCAAUUUUCAUUUUAAGGUAAGGAUUAAAUAAAUUGAAUAGUAAAAUAUUUGAAUUCUGUUUCAAGAUUGUUUAUUUUGAGAGUGAAUAGGGAUUAUAAAAGUAUAAUAUGGUCAACUCUCAUAUUUAUGAAUAUGUUUAAAGGAGUUCCAAUAAAAAUUAGAAUAAUAGGUUGUUCAGGUACAAUUAAAAAGUGUGAAAUCAAAGCUAGAAGAUUACUCACAAGAUGGGUACAUAAAAUAUUAAAAUGUGAUAUGCCAAAUUAAUUGAGAAAUACUAUAAUUAGAGAUUAUCAAUAAACAUAAUAAAUUCUUCCUUAAUUAACUUAAUGA